Molecule: messenger RNA, 8909 nt
Organism: Girardinichthys multiradiatus
Lineage: Eukaryota; Metazoa; Chordata; Actinopteri; Cyprinodontiformes; Goodeidae
Gene: tmem74b
Product: transmembrane protein 74B
Exons: 4
Coding region: 207-1052 (281 amino acids)
Source: RefSeq, a predicted model, not a curated record
UCCUCACUCAUCCUCCAGCAGCAUCCAUCUCUCCUGAUGCAAGACGUUCCCAGCCGCCUGAACCCGCCCUCCCAGCUCACAGUCUCGGCAUCAGCUCCAGGAAGUGACGCCGCCAGCGUAUUGAAAGGAAGGAAACAUGAAAUUAAAUAACCUCAAAGUGCGGACAAAGUGGAUCAGAGGUUUAAUGAAGACAUGAGCCGGCACUGAUGGAGUCGUCUCUGAACGCUGUGGAGCUCCGUGAGCUGCGAGGAGGCCGGAAAGGCCCGUCCACUACCGUGACCUCUGCACCCUGGACAGCAGCUGGGCUGGGCUGUGCCGGCAGAGGCUUCGAGAACGCUUCCUACCAGCAGGACGAGGAGCUGGAUCACCCUGAGGAGGAUGAGCUGGGUCCCGCUGCGUCUGAGGUUUAUGAGCCUUCGACGUCAAGAACCAGUAAGCAGCAGCAGGAGGUUUCUCCUCAGUCUUACGAUGAGGAGGAAGGAUGUGCCGGAGGAGGUGGAGGACAGGAGGACGGUGGAGAAUUCACAGCGUUCAGCCCAGCCGACGAUCAUUCUGUGGAUUACGGAUUCAUCCUGGCGCUGGUGUUCCUGGUGAGCGGGAUCGUCCUGGUGGUCAUUGCCUACACCAUCCCCAGAGAGGCCAAAGUGGAUUCAGAUUCUGUGUCAGCACGUCAGAUGGAGAAGCUUGAGAUGUACUACGCCCAGCUGGGCUCCCACCUGGACAAGUGCAUCAUCGCAGGCCUGGGUCUGCUGACUCUGGGGGGAAUGUUCCUGUCUGUCCUGCUCAUGGUUUCCAUCUGCCGGGGGGAGAUGUACCGGCGCAGGGUGGCGUUUGUUCGGCCCAAAAGGACUUAUGGCUCCAUUAACUUGAGGAUGAAGCAGCUGGCGACCGGAGAAGGUGAUGGCAUGGAUGGAGGCGAGGAGUUUCUGGUGGAGCAUGCCGACAUGCGGAAUAAUUUACAGCCAGAGUCUAGCAGGGACUUGAGAUCAGAAGCAGGACCAGGCAGACUGCCUGGUCCUGCUUCUACUUCAGCUGCUGCGUGUGGAGUCUAACUUUGCUCUCCAUCCAGUCUGCAGAUGUGUUACCUUCAACCGAGUGAGCGUUCGGUUGAAACAUGAGGACCCACGGUGAUGCAGGUCCUCUGUUGGUUCCUACAGGAGACGUGUAAGCCCACAGCUUUUGCUCCAGCAGUCCAGCUUUAUCCCAGCAUCCCAGCUGGGAGAAACAUGAACAAGGAUAAAAGGUAUUUAAUGUAACCAAUCACAAGGCAUUUAUGACUUGAAAAGUGAGGACUUGAGCAGGAAAAAGGAUAGAGGUAAGCCAAUGGGAGCAAGGAUAAGAGCACAUUUAAAGAUGGAUGGUUAGAUAUUAAAGAUCAGAAUCUCAAUAAUAUUUCCUGGUAUUUUAAUUAUAUUCAAAUGAUAAAAAGCACAUUAUUUAGAAACUUUGCUGCAGAAAGCAGGAAUGAACUGAGGCUAAAAAGAUGCAUUUAGCUACACUUCAAACCUUAAGAAAACAGACAACCUUAAAUCCCAUUAAACAUUCAACAAAUCUAUAACUAAUAGAUAGAAAUACCUUUUCAUUAUCUGAAUAAUAAAUAUAAUGACAGACUUGUUGCUUGUUCUUACAGAAGUAAACAGAGGCAACAUUUACGCUCACCACCAGCCAUAACAGAAUCUCAACCACAAACCCAACAUGAGCAGAACCUGAAGGAGACUGUUUAAAUGUGCAGCAAUAUGAACCCAGUGAGACCCUGACAGGAUAGUUCAUCCUUCUUCAGCCCAUUGGUUUGGUUUUCAUUCUGUUCUCAGAAGGCAAAGUUGAGCUUCAGACCUGUUGGAGAUGUGAAAUAGGAUAUCAAAGCCAGCCUGAGGCAUAAGCAAACUAGUCCACAGUGGCCAGCAGGGGGCAUCCAAGAGCAGCCGAAGUAAAACAGGUUUCUGUUUAUCGACUCUCCACAUUAUUUACAAACCCUUUUAUCAGCGGUCCAAAAAGAUCAGAUCCGAUCUGGAGUUGUCUCCCUUGUCUCCCGUGUCUCCCAUGACCUCUGCUGACCUCUCUGUGAUCUGAGCCUCCAGUAAAAAAAAUUUCUCUCACUAUGAGAAGCUCCCAUGUGACAUUUUCAGUGUUGCAUCAUCCAAAGUGUUGCCUCCUGUUUGCUGAACAGCAACAUCUCUACCAGCAUCAGGGAGAUCUUCACUCGGACCGAUGCGAAUCACUGCAAUCAAACUGGAAAACUUCAGGUUCAUAAUUAAACCUGUGCAGAUGGAGCUGAUUUUAUAAUUAGGGGUGAACAGUUCCUACUCAGAAAGUGUGUAAAAUAGAUUAAAGCCUUUUCAUUAAUUGUGCUGCAAUAAUGUGUUUAAAAUGUGUUUGUAGUAUUGAUGCUCAAAUUUGACCAUCAUGGCAAAAAAUCUGCACCCAUGUUUUUUUAUGAAGCUUAUCUGGUGAAUUUACAACUUUGACUUUACACUAAAAAGCAGCAAAUGUUCAAGUUUUGGAAGAUUUUGGCUGAAAAAUAACUUUACCUCCUCAUCUUUUUGUACUCUUGAUUCACAGUUUAUGAUAUUUAUAUCGUUGCUGUUUUAUCUACAAAAUAAGCCGCAGUUGUUGCAUGAAUGUUGUGUGUUAAACACUCCAGCAAUGCCCUCUGAACCCAACUGAAAUUAAAAGUAAAAUACCAGAAACAUUAAAAGACCCCUAAAUGAAAUACUUUACAGGUGCAUCAAAACUGCACUUGAGUUCAGUUCAGCAAAUAAAACAGAAUUAAACCACCAGUGAUUAUAAUAAGAAGAUGAAAGCGAUAAAUUCAAGAAGAAACAAAACAUGAGAAAGAAACAAAGUGAGCUCAGUGUCAUCGUUGGGACAAAAAGCUGCUUUUCAGUGGAAUGAACCUUUAAUAAUACCUCUUUGUUGCUGUAUGAUAUAUAAACUGAUGAUAUUAAUGUCAUAUAAGGAUACAGUAUGCCUUAAUGAGUAUACACACUGUAAACUGUGUAUACACUAAUAAUAUUAUGCUAAUGUAAUCCAGUGUGUAUUUUGAACCAGUUAGCCAAGGGUAAUGUAGCCACACACACACACACACACACACACAUAUAUUCAUCCAGUUUUGCAGCUUGGUGCUGACCGGGUCGUUUGUUAUUCCAACCUACAGUGAGAAACUCACAAACCUGAAGCUCUUUGCUGUGAUGUGCACCACACUCACACAGUUUUAACUGGAAAUGCACACAGACAGGAGCUCAUCCAGAGAUCUGGGGUGGGAAGCUCCAACAGAGGCUAAAUAUGCAGCUCCAGAUCAGCUUCACGGACACCAAAACAGCUGAACCAAAAGAAAUCAAGAAGCUGAAUGUACGUCAUAACUGGAUCAAUAAUAUGACAAAUAACCGAAUAGAUGACAGAUUUUAAAGAAUGAAUUGUAGAUUUUAGGCCUGCUUCAUUCAUUUGAUGUUCAGGAUCCAGUUUAAUGUAAGAUCUGAAAACAAGCAAAAGCAGUAAAUAUCAAACUUUCGCAGAGGAAAACAUUUGUUUUGGCAUUUAAAUAAUCAGUUUAGUUUUACAGUAUUUAAAACUAUAAAAGUCACUAGCUUCUGAUAAUUAAAACAUUGUAUAACUUCGUUGUUUACAAAAGCAGAGAUGUUAACUCCGAGCAUCUCUGUUGCUGUAGGUUAAUGUUGAGCUUUUUUAAACAGUCGCUGGGUAAAUUUCCUUCGUCUGCUGAAGUGUCACCGAGCAUUACUGUGUUGUUUCAGGGAAGAGGAGCAAAUGUGGGAAACAUUCAUGAAAACUCAAGCUGGCCGCUGUGAGAUGAACAAUUAAAAACAAUAAAACAAAUCUUGUAAUAUUUGACUGAACGUUCAGACAGAAACUGGGCUGGAGAAACGUUUCUCUGUGAGGAUGAGGCUGCUCAGGUGAAGAAGAGGAGGAUGAGGAUGCAGAGUUUUGCUGGAUGAUGAGAUUCUGGACGAGGUAGAUUCUUAGCUUGUUUAGAAAACAAUGAGAAAUGAUGCUGUCAGAUGAAGUCACACUCGGAUCUCCUGGCUCGCCUCUCGGCAGGGAUGAACUGUCCCAGAUUAGGAUUUUAACAGCAUAAAGCAGCUACAUUUUGGUGAGAUUAAAACUGCAGCUGCCUGCAGGUCCUAAUUAGUGGAGGAAACGCAGAAUGAUGGAGAGAAAUGUUAUUGCUGUUCGCUGCAGGGUGGGCGCACGGAGAGGUAGGAAAUAAUGUUUUAAGUUGCUCGCUGGGUUCGUUGCAGUCCAGUGAGCAGAAAAAUGUGCAAAAACUGCAUUUUCAGCUUUUAACUCCGCUUUUUGUACCGUUUGUAAAAACAUAUUCAAAGAAGACUUUAUUCCAACUGUAUGCUCUGACUUCCCCUGAUAAUGAGUUUAGGAAUGAUCUCCUUUAUGUCUGCAGAGUCAUGUUUUCUCUGUAUUUGAUGUUUUAAAUGGUUGGUUUGUCUUAGUUUGACAGAGGAAAGAAGUGACCUUUCCCUGCUGCACACUCACUUAAACUCUGGAAGUCUUACAACAGCUUUUCUAUAUGCAAAGAAUGAAUAAUGAGCUCAAAAUUAACCAUUAAAUGUCUGUUUUCAUGAAAACUAGAGCAGAGGAGGUCAGAUUGGACUGAAGGAUGUUAGCUGGUUUAAAAACACAAAAUACACGUUUCAGGUUCUCUAGUUUACCUGUCAGAACCAAAGAGAUGCGCCUUGUCCAAAGACACGACAGUAAAUCAAUCUUCAUUCUUUCUGCUGCACAAUGACUGUUACCACAGAGAGAGAGAGACUAUUUAUAACGUGGGUGAAGCAUCUCUCAGAUGUCAUGGAAAGUCCUUGUGAGGACAAAACAGGAGAGACAGACGAUCUCUUAAAGUCUCUCCAAACCCUCCAGAUUAGGAGCCUCAAAGUCAAUCUUUCUGGGAAGGAAUGAAUCCCCAAAGCAAACAUUUACAUCUGGGAAUUAACAUAAAAACAGAGCGGACAAAUAUUCACAUAGUAGUGAAUAAAACGUACAGAAAAUAAUAUGGAGACCUGCUGAUCCAUUAACAUUACCUGGCAAAAGUAUUCAUACCCUUUUAACCUUCUCAUAUUUUAUGUGAUAGAAACUGUAGGUUACUAUGAAGUGGAAGGAAAACGUUUUAAACUUUUUUUUACUAAUCAAACUUUGAAAGCAUUGCAUGUGUUAGUAGUCACCAAAAUCUGGUGGACUUUACCCAUAAUUGGUAUUCCAACAAGUUCUUCCACCUGAGCUGUAGAUCUUUGUGGUUCCUCCAGAGUCACCAUGGGCCUCUUGAAAGUUUUUCUGAUUAAUGUUCUCCUAUCAGUUUAGGUGGACGGCCAUGUGUUUGCAGGUCUGCAGCUGUGCCAUACUUUGUGCUGGUCUACCACAUAAAAUCCCAAUAAAACAUGUUGACAGCUGAGGUUUUUCCAUCACAAGAUGUGUGAAUACUUCUGAAACUCUAUACCUCAGUCACGCAUGAUUGUCAGGAUGCAAUGACCCUGCUGGAACUAGUGCAUUCGCUUUUAAAGUGGGUCAGUUUUAGCAGAUGAAGAACAAUGUAGCAUUAAAACAGUUUGAAACGUUAACAUCCAUCGUCCAAACCCUCUUGUCUGUGUGGGGUUGCUGGGGUCUGGUGCCUACCUCUAACUGUCAUUGGGCUGGGCACAUCCUGGACAGGUCCCAGUCCAUCACAGGGUAACAGUCUCCUACCUAAGGGAUAUUUAGAGACCAGUUAACAGGCAUGUACCCACAGAGAACAUGCAAACACCAUGCAGAAAGAACCUUCAGAUAGCUGGGAUUCAAACCCCUGACCUUCGUGCUGCAAGGCAGUACUGCUGCCAACUGGGCCACCAUGCAGCCUGAGGUGCUGACAAAUAUUUACUGAGGCUAAAACAACUGAUAAAAUUAUGAUUAAUCUGCUGCUACAAAGCACCUCUUUGACAGACUGCAGAUUUUUGAAAACAAACUGUAAAAUAGAAAUCCUGUUGAAGUUCCCAUCUAAUUAAAUUAAAUGUUUAAUUUCAGUAUGAUAGCAUGAAAUGUGGUAUGAAAUUUAUGUUGCGAGUGGAAGAAAAUAGAUGCUGAGGAUUCUGGUGUACCUUUGAUGUGUAACAAAUCAUUACUGACUGUUUUCAUGAGGUCAAUGAAAGAUGAGAAAGGUGAGGCGGUUUAUAAAAUGAAAUGAGUAGACAGAAGAGCAACUUAUCGUACGACUUUGGUGACUUUUUGUUAGAUAAAUGUUUGUUCAGUGCUCAAAAGAGCUGCAGACUAGAUGUUUAUGCAGCUGCAGCUGCGAACCUGCUUGAGAUGCCAGAGGUGAGCCGAAGCACAGCUGCUUAGGAUUCAGAGUUAUACUCAAGGACACUUCAGCAGAGCGCAGGGUUGCGACCACCGGUUCUGUCUUAUAAAUCACGACCUGUCCCGCUGCUUAAGAGAAAUCCUUUUAAGGUCGCCUUGUUGUCAUGGCGAAGAGACAAUGAAGGGUUUACAUUAAACAUCCUCCUGCAGGAUGCUUUCUUUAUGCACAGAAGUGACUCAGAUCAGCAGCAGUUACUCUUUACACAGAGACUCAAUGAAUGUACGACUGGAAGCUGUAAUGCAGAAGGUGGCGCACUGCAGUGUCAUCACACACCAUCACAAUAACAUGUCAUUCUCAUAUUCAAAUGUCACAUAAUUUUAGAGCAGUCGCCAUAGAAACACCGAUGCAUAAAUAUAGAAGUUCUUAUUUUGGUUUGUCUCGAUUGUUCAAACCUAAUAGAUGGUUAUUUAGAGAGGAAAUGUUCUAAUUCACAGAAGAUGGAUGGUUUCUGAUGGGCAUAUAAACAGAAUUAAUGGAGCUGCUAAUUAAAAAAAAUAUAGUAUAAAUACGUUUUUAUUAUUAUGUCCACCUUGAGAUAAAUCAAGUUUUAUUGCCACUCUGCUAUACAGGUGCAUCUAAAAAACUAGAAAAUCAUUGAAAAGUUUAUUUAUUUCUGUAUUUUAUUUCAAACAGUAAAUCUUAUUUAGAUUUAAUAUAAGCAGAGAGAUACAUUUCAAACAUUUAUUGUUGUAAAUUUUUAAGAUUAGGGCUUAGAGCUAAUUAAAACCUAAAUAUAACAGAAAGACCAAUUUCUCAAAACGUUUAGAUACAGAAAUGUGGACCCACUGAGAACCAGGCCCAUGACAUGAAUAUUUCCUCAGUACCGGGCCGGGCCUCAUUUUGCAUGAAUUACUGCAUCAGUGAGGUGUGGCCUGGAGGUGAUUAGCCCGUGGUUCUGCUGAGGUGUUUGGAGAGCCCGCCUUCCUUUAAUAGUGGAUGUCAUUUCGUGGGCUUUGUUGGUUCUGGGGUCUCUCAUCAGUACCACCAUGGUCAUUAAACCAAGAAGUGCUCUGCCUCACAAUCCUCCCAAAGUUGAUGUUCUUGUGAAUCCUUUUCUACCAAACUUUUUCCUUCAGGUAAACUUUCCAGUACUAUCGUGGAUACAGCACUCUGUGAACAAACAUCUUGUUUAGCAAUGACCUGUUGGGGCUUCAGUCACUGCCUGCUGGACAACUCACCUUUUUAAUAUUGUCAUACUCUGAGAAAUUUACAUUUUAAUGAGCUCUAAGCCAUAAUCAUCAUCAAAAUGAACAGAAGUAAACACUGGGUAUUACAUUUAUAUAUUAUUUCUAGUUUUUUGAAUUACUGUAAUAAAAUAAUGUUGCUGUUUGAAUUUAUUUAGAUGCACAUUAAGUUGAGUAAAUGACUAAAGGUUCAAUCCUUUUUUGUCACAUUUCCCCAAAUAAUGCAGCUACAUUUAUAGCCUUGAAAUUAAAUGCAUAAUAAGACAAUUACAGAUGGCCUGACGUAACUUUUGUAGCACCUGAUAAAUCUUAAAUCUAUUUAUUAAAAUAUAAAACAUGUUAGUCAAUUUACACCAUAAAACCUUGUUGAGCUGUAUAAAAAGACCUAAAGAAUAGCAUGUUUUUAAAAAAUAGAUCUUCAACUAUUAAUAUAUUACAAUGAGUAAAACAUUUAGCACAACAUACGACUCAUUUAUAUGAAAUUUAAACAAACUAUUGAUCAGAUUUUAUUUUAGUGAACUGGCUUUAAAUUUCCAACAGAGGGAGAGUUUUACUCAGUAUCAAAAAACUAAAUAUUUUAUACAAUAUAAAUACAUAUUCAGGGUCUAUAGACUGUCUCUGCAGAUAGGUCAAACUUCUGGGUUUUAGUUUAACUUUCAACAAGGAAACAAAAACCUUUUAUUUUCACAGCUACAUUCUUCACAUUUAACCCUAAAACUGUCAGAAGUUUGUUUAAAACCACCUGUUCUCUAAAAACUACCACGUUUCAUAGAGGUGACUUAAAAUACCUCAUAAAUAAUCUCAGUACUAAUCAUACGAAGGAAAUAGUUGGUUUUUAAAUAGCACAUUUGCCUCCAUUUAAAAGCUUGUUUUAUGUGCAUGCAGAUUAUUUGAUUAUAGUCACAUUUUUCUGACGUUGAGGCCAGAUUUUUGAUGUAUAACUAAAAGAACUGGCAGAAACGAGAACAGUCAUCUCAGUCUUGAACUAUUUCAGCUGCACAGAUGUCUGAUUUGUUUGUUGAUGUAUUUGGGGAAAAGCACAGGGUACUUCUCCAUCAUGAUGUUGGAAUUAUGUACAUUAGAUUCAUUUUUUUAAAACAAAUGUUCUUUAACACAUCUGCUGAAAGAUAUUCUCCAACUUUGCGGAUAAAUUAAUGUUGAUUCAUCUCUGCUGUCCUUCAUUUACAAACCAAACUGCUGUGUAGGGUUGAGGAGGCCACUGAAACUGCAUGUUACUGGAGUGAUGCUGUAAACUUCUGACGCCUUGUUCCUGUACAUACUAAUGAGCUUUAUCCUGUGUGUAAUCAUGCUGGUUUUUAAGUCUGAUUUUGUUUAUGUGACCAAUAAAGUUUCUGUUUUGCUGUGGUUUGUAA